CAAUCCGUCCUCCUACAUACAAAUUGUUCAAAACCCUAAAGCUCACUUCUUACUCCUUACACUUCUUCACCGGAGAGUAGCUAUCGCAGCUGCGUCGUGAAUAGAAAAGAUGGCUGUCCCCUUGCUGAGCAAGAAGAUUGUGAAGAAGCGUGUCAAGAAGUUCAAGAGGCCCCAAAGUGAUCGCAAAAUCUCAGUGAAGACAAACUGGCGCAGGCCCAAAGGUAUUGAUUCCCGUGUGAGGAGGAAGUUCAAAGGAUGCACUCUAAUGCCCAACAUUGGUUAUGGAUCAGAUAAGAAAACUCGCCACUAUCUUCCUAAUGGAUUUAAAAAGUUUGUUGUGCAUAAUGUCCAAGAACUGGAGCUUUUGAUGAUGCAUAACAGGACUUAUUGUGCGGAGAUAGCUCACAAUGUAUCAACUAAGAAACGGAAAGAUAUUGUUGAGCGUGCAGCACAGUUGGAUGUUGUUGUGACCAACAAAUUAGCCAGGCUGCGUAGCCAGGAGGACGAAUGAGCUUUUCACAAUAUCUGCUGUCAGCUGUGGUAGGAAGCAAAACCUUUACUUUAGCUACUCUCAGAAGUUCGAGUGGAACAUUUGCGGGGAAUUUUGUUGAGCAGAACGUCUCUUUAUGCUGGCUGAAGUUAGUCUUUCAUUUAUUACUCUGAUUACAUCUGCAUUUGUCAGUAUGUUACAUUGCCUAGUUUUAUCAAUUUAUCUUGGAAGUAAUUGCGUAUUCUGUUGCAUGUUUAUCUGAUCUUUCCAUUUGCUGAGUAUGCGGUGAACCUAUAAUAUAUUUAAGUUUGGGGA
Molecule: messenger RNA, 805 nt
Organism: Coffea eugenioides
Lineage: Eukaryota; Viridiplantae; Streptophyta; Magnoliopsida; Gentianales; Rubiaceae
Product: 60S ribosomal protein L32-1-like
Exons: 4
Coding region: 110-511 (133 amino acids)
Biological process (GO): translation
Cellular component (GO): ribosome; cytosolic large ribosomal subunit
Molecular function (GO): structural constituent of ribosome
Source: RefSeq, a predicted model, not a curated record